Messenger RNA from Rhagoletis zephyria (snowberry fruit fly), 1460 nucleotides. RefSeq lists its product as uncharacterized. Lineage: Eukaryota; Metazoa; Arthropoda; Insecta; Diptera; Tephritidae. The record is from RefSeq and is a predicted model, not a curated record.
CACAUCGUUGCAAUUUAACAACGUAAGAUACUCAAUAAUCCGCAAAUCGUUGUGAACUUCGAUAAAACUGAAAUGACUUUUGAGUAUAGCCAAGAUAUUGCCAAACCUCCGGAGUAUUUGAAUUUGCAAUUCAUUGAGGAUGUGACGGAAAAUGCAUUGCGGGAAACAAAUGUUAAAAUCAUAAAAGCUAACUUCAGUUUGGGCAGUGCUGUAGGCGAGAACUACUGCAGCUUGGUAUAUCGCAUGAAAGUGCAAUACGAGUUAGCAGUGUCGGGUAAGCAUGGCGAGUUAUCUGUGAUCGUUAAAUGUCUACCUCCCAUGGAUGGAAUUGAUUUCCUGGAUGAAAUUAGCGUAUUUGUAAAGGAAAAGACAAUAUUCGAGGAGAUGUUACCAAAACUCUCGCUGUUCCUGCAGUCGGGCGAGCGCUUCGGUGGGCGUCUCUAUCACGCCAUUAAAAGGCCUGUGAAUUGCUUAGCCUUCGAGGAUCUAAAUGUGUGCGGUUACCAGAUGGCAUCGCGCGAACGAGGAUUAAAUGAGACGCAUGCGCGCUUGGUGAUGAAACGCAUUGGGCAAUUUCACGCAGUCUCAAUGCAUCUCGCAAAGAAGGACCCGCAUAUACCCCAGCUCUACAACCGCGGCAUGCUGUCCCGCAACGCACUUAAACCUGACGGCUUCCUGCUGCGAUUCUUCUCCCGAAGUGCCAACGCUCUACUGCAACUCAUCUCCAAAUGGCCCGAUUACAUGGAUAUUGCUGAGAAAUUGCAAAAAUACAUUGAAAACAUAGCCGAUAAUUUGGUGCGCGCUCAGGCACCCGCUCCAGAUGACACAUUUCGCGUACUAAAUCAUGGUGAUCUUUGGGUCAAUAAUAUACUCUUCAAAUACGAUGACAAUCAUCAGGUGCAAGAUUGUAUAUUUAUCGAUUAUCAGAUGACAGUGUGGACCAGUCCGGGCGUUGAUUUGAAUUAUUUCCUAUACACCAGCUUGCGAUUGGACGUAUUGAAAAAUAAGCGCGAUGAAUUGUUGAAGGAGUAUUACCAUCAUUUUCGCGCUAAACUUGUCGAACUCAACUACAAUCCUUUGCCGAGCUUUCAACAAAUCUGCGGUGAAGUACGCAGACGCGCUAGCUAUGGGCUGUUCGCUAAUUACGGCAUCUACCCCCUCGUUGUACAGGAUAAAGAAGUAGCUAGUGAUAGUAGUUUGGAUAAUAUGGCUGACGCAGAUUUUGCGGCCAAAAAAUUUGAAGAAAUGUUUGCUUCCGUGCAACUGACAGAAACGCUGCGGUACACUUUGAGAGAAUUCGAUAAAAUGGGGGUUUGGGAUUGAGUACGACGAAUAUUAUUAACUUCAAUGGGCAGGUUUUUCAGUUUUAGGGUAAUUAUAUGAUACUUUAUUUUUAAAAGUUGUGAUUAGUUGCUUAGAAUAUCGUGUAAGAAGGUCUACAUUUAAGAUUUUUUAAAUAA